Molecule: messenger RNA, 580 nt
Organism: Loxodonta africana (African savanna elephant)
Lineage: Eukaryota; Metazoa; Chordata; Mammalia; Proboscidea; Elephantidae
Product: guanine nucleotide-binding protein G(I)/G(S)/G(O) subunit gamma-5-like
Biological process (GO): G protein-coupled receptor signaling pathway
Cellular component (GO): heterotrimeric G-protein complex
Molecular function (GO): G-protein beta-subunit binding
Source: RefSeq, a predicted model, not a curated record
AUGGUCGUAAAGAAAACCCUGGUCGCUUUGCUUUGCAUCUCAAAAAAUGUGUACCUCUACGGAGCGACUGACCUAGAGAUAAGAAUCAGCCCGACUUUCUGGUGCAUCAAGUCUGGCUCCUCCAGCUUUGCCGCUGUAAAGAAAGUGAUUCAGCAGCUCUGGCUGGAAGCUGGGCUCAACCGCAUGAAGGUUUCCCAGGAAGCUGCAGACCUGAAACAAUUCUGUCUGCAGAAUGCUUAACAUGACCUGCUGACUGGAGUAUCUUCAAGUACAUAUGCCUUUAGAUCCCAGAAAGUCUGUUUGUUUUUGUAGUAAAAUGAAUCCUUCAAAGGUUUCCUAAACCACUUUUCAUGAACCAGUGAAUAUUAAAAGGAAAGCUAAAUUUUGAAACCUGUACAAAAGUUUAUCCCUGUAGCACAUGUGCCAUACUAUACAAAUUUCUACUUUUGUUGAUCCUUAAUAUCUACCUCUGAAUUUUUAUUAAUUUCUAUUUCACAAAGGUAAUUAUUUUAUGGACAUUGGCAGGCACAUAUAAUAAAAUACUUCUUAUAAAAAAAUGUGUACCUCAUGUACCCAGUAU